Messenger RNA from Alternaria atra, 840 nucleotides. RefSeq lists its product as uncharacterized. The transcript has 3 exons. The record is from RefSeq and is a predicted model, not a curated record. Gene Ontology annotation, molecular function: ribosomal large subunit binding. Gene Ontology annotation, biological process: translation. NCBI's taxonomy places the organism in Eukaryota, Fungi, Ascomycota, Dothideomycetes, Pleosporales, Pleosporaceae. Gene Ontology annotation, cellular component: mitochondrion. Bases 1 to 840 code for a protein of 279 amino acids.
AUGUCACGUACCGCCAUACCACGUGCAGCUUUACGUCUUAGCUCUAGAAGCUCAUUAUGCGCAUCUUCGAGGUCAAUUGAGGCACCAAGCCGCAGACUUCCUCUAUUGCGCCCAACACCACAAUGCUCUUCCCAUGCCACUCGAAGCUUUUCAGUGAGCACACAAUUACAAAAGAAGGCCGGUAAAGCGAAUAAAGCCCAUGCGCGAACCGACUCAGCCCCGCCUGUGAACAACGCGGGGCCACUCACGCCUACCGAUGAAGCCUACGAUGUCUCGGGGUUGGAAGCGCAGAUCCUCAAGGCUCUAGAGAAGCUCACACAUGACCUCAGUCAGCUGCGCAGUGGAGGAAAGAUGAACCCGGAUAUUGUGGAGAGUUUGAAGGUGCAAUUAGGCACAGCAGGACAGGGCAAAGAGAGUGUGAGACUGGGAGAUAUCGCACAAGUCGUUCCAAGAGGGAGAGUGUUGAAUGUCAUAUGUGGAGAAGAAGCCCACAUCAAGCCCAUCAGCACCGCCAUCGCCGCCUCACCACACUCGCUCACACCCCUCACGCCCGAGUCCUCCAACCCGCUCACGAUUCAAGUCCCACUCCCACCUCCGACAGGUGAAUCGCGUCGUGCGGCUGUAGAGUCGGCUAUUAAAGCCUCCGAGCGAGCUGACAAAGCGAUACAGAAAGAGCGACAGGAACAUAACAAGAAGUUGAGGAAGUUUGAGCUGAACCGCGAUGUGCUGCCGGAUGAUCUUCAAAAGGCAAAGAAGAAAAUGGAAGAGGUGGUAAAGAGAGGACACGAAGAGGUCAAGCGCAUCUGCGACGGUGCGAAGAGGGUGCUUGAAAGUCAGUAA